AUGAGUAGUACCACUACUACUACCACUACUUUACUGGGUUUGCCGACCGAGAUCCAACUGCAUAUUAUCAAAUUUCUUGAUUACCCUUCAUCUAUUGCACUUUCACACACAAACCAAAGUUUCAGGGCUAUUGUCCCUACAGAGCCACCCACGACAAAUGAACAGAAACUGUCAUUGCUACUUGACAUGGAAAAAUGGCCAAAAUAUGCUCACUUCUUUUCCUGCAAUAUAUGUCUCAAACUUCGACAUGAAAAUGCGUUCGCCGACAAACAACUACGAGGCAAACGCGGAAAAGACGGAACUCAACAAGAUCGUCGAUUUUGCCUCGAUUGUGGUUUCUACAACAAAAUGUAUCAACCAGGUCAUUUUCUCAAAGUGAAUGGCCGUGACGAAGUCCUUUGCGCUAUGUGUCGAAAAAGAUGUCGAUAUGGACGAUACUGCACGAGGUGCUGUAUGUGCGAGCCGUGUAUAUCAAAGCUACCUCCGGCACCUGCACACCCAAUACUUCCCUCGGAGGAACUUAAGGAUCGCUGUCCCCGAUGUUGGCUCAGGGUCGGUGAAUUUACCAUAGAUUUGGGAAACCCUUACCGAAUUUCAGCCUGA
Penicillium salamii is the source of this 603-nucleotide messenger RNA. The record is from the annotation of a GenBank genome assembly. NCBI's taxonomy places the organism in Eukaryota, Fungi, Ascomycota, Eurotiomycetes, Eurotiales, Aspergillaceae.